AUGAAGCUGUCGAGUACCUGUCAAUGGAUUCUUCUUUGUACGCUGUCGAUUCUGUCUGGGGUCAUUCAGUUUGCUGUCAGCACGAGUGAUUCCCAAGAUCAUGAUCCUGUUUUUGGUUGGAUUCCAGAACAUGAAAACAUAAUCUCACAGUCGGACUUGGAGCAUUUGAGAGAAAUGCAACGUGAAGUAACACCGUUAGAUCGUACAAGGUCGCGCAAUCCUGUUGGUACCGCAGCUCAUCAAUCUGUGCAAGGAAAGAAGAGCAGAAAAGAUAAAAAGGACAAAGCAAUCGCGAAAAGAACUUACAAUGUAAGACGAUGGAAAGGGUGA
This is a messenger RNA of Meira miltonrushii, 330 nucleotides long. RefSeq lists its product as uncharacterized. The transcript has a single exon. Lineage: Eukaryota; Fungi; Basidiomycota; Exobasidiomycetes; Exobasidiales; Brachybasidiaceae. Bases 1 to 330 code for a protein of 109 amino acids. The record is from RefSeq and is a predicted model, not a curated record.